AUGAGCAUGGAUAUGGUUGGUAAUGUCUUGCCUCAAGUUCUUAGGAACGAGGCCUCUGAAGAAAAGGGUGAAAUGGCUAGACUUUCAUCUUUUGUCGGAGCUAUUGCUGUUGCAGAUUUAGUUAAAACCACUUUAGGUCCUAAGGGUAUGGAUAAAAUUCUUAGACCUACUGGCGCUGGUCCUAAGGCUGACACUAUCACUGUCACUAAUGAUGGUGCUACCAUUUUGAGAUCUAUGUAUAUUGAUAAUCCCGCUGCUAAGAUUUUAAUUGAAAUUUCUAAGACUUAAGACGAAGAAGUUGGUGAUGGUACCACUACUGUUGCUGUCUUAGCUGGUGAAUUAUUAAGAGAAGGUGAAAAAUUGGUUAACCAAAAGAUUCACCCUUAACACAUCAUCAAUGGUUGGAGAAAGGCUAGAGACUGUGCUCAACACACUCUUAAUUUAAUUGCUAGAGAUAACUCCAAGAAUGAAGAAAAGUUCAGAGAAGAUUUACUUAACAUUGCAAGAACUACUCUUUCUUCCAAGCUUUUGACUUAAGACAAGGAACACUUUGCUAGAUUAGCUGUCGAAGCUGUUCUCAGAUUAAGAGGUUCUGGUAAUCUUGAUCAAAUCUAAAUCAUUAAAAAGUCUGGUGGUUCUAUCAGAGAUUCUUACCUUGCUGACGGUCUUAUUUUAGAAAAGUCCAUUACUGUCGGUUGCCCCAAGAGACUUGAAAAUGCAAAGAUUAUGGUUGCUAACACUCCUAUGGAUUACGACAAGAUUAAGAUUUACGGUACCAAGGUUAAAGUAGAAAGCAUGGAUAAAAUUGCUGAAAUUGAAACUGCUGAAAAGGAAAAAAUGAAGGCUAAGGUCGAAAAGAUUCUUGCUUACGAACCCACUGUCUUCAUUAACAGAUAAUUGAUUUAUAACUAUCCUGAAUAAAUGUUAGCUGAUAAAGGUUUGAUGGUUAUUGAACACGCUGAUUUCGAUGGUAUUGAAAGACUUUCCGCUGCUACCGGUGCUGAAAUUCUCUCUACUUUCGAUAAUCCUGAAAGAGCUGAAAAGAUUAUGGGUAGAUGCAAACUUAUUGAAGAAAUUAUUAUUGGUGAAGACAAGUUCAUUCAAUUCUCUGGAUGUGAAAAGGGUGAAGCUUGCACUAUUGUCUUGAGAGGUGCUUCUACUCACAUUAUUGACGAAGCUGAUAGAUCUCUCCACGAUGCACUUUGUGUUCUUAUUACUACAGUUAAGAACUCUAAGGUUGUCUAUGGUGGUGGUAACUCUGAAAUCCAAAUGGCUCUUGCUGUUGAAAAGCUUACUUAAUCUGUUAAGGGCAAAUAAGCACUCGCCAUUGAAGCAUAUGCUAGAGCUUUAAGAUAAUUACCUACUAUUAUAGCUGAUAAUGGUGGUUAUGAUGCUCCUGAAUUAGUUUAAGCUUUGAAGGUCGAAAUCGCUGAAGGUUCUACUUCCGCUGGUCUUGAUAUGAUGAACGGUGAAGUUGCUGAUAUGGAAAAGCUCGGUGUUACUGAAUGUUUAAGAGUUAAGGAAUAGGCUUUAUUAUCUGCUUCAGAAGCUGCUGAACUUAUUCUUAGAGUUGAUAGCAUUAUCAGAUGUGCUCCUAGAAGAAGAGAUAGAAUGUGA
Molecule: messenger RNA, 1617 nt
Organism: Tetrahymena thermophila SB210
Lineage: Eukaryota; Ciliophora; Oligohymenophorea; Hymenostomatida; Tetrahymenidae
Product: TCP-1 (CTT or eukaryotic type II) chaperonin family, beta subunit
Exons: 8
Biological process (GO): protein folding
Cellular component (GO): chaperonin-containing T-complex; cytosol
Molecular function (GO): ATP hydrolysis activity; ATP-dependent protein folding chaperone; ATP binding
Source: RefSeq, a predicted model, not a curated record